Saccostrea cuccullata (small rock oyster) is the source of this 4599-nucleotide messenger RNA. RefSeq lists its product as uncharacterized. The transcript is spliced from 30 exons. Gene Ontology annotation, molecular function: protein binding; protein serine/threonine kinase activity; RNA binding. The record is from RefSeq and is a predicted model, not a curated record. Gene Ontology annotation, biological process: protein phosphorylation; intracellular signal transduction; regulation of MAPK cascade. Bases 28 to 4563 code for a protein of 1511 amino acids. Gene Ontology annotation, cellular component: cytoplasm. NCBI's taxonomy places the organism in Eukaryota, Metazoa, Mollusca, Bivalvia, Ostreida, Ostreidae.
UUGUUGUAUUUAUUUACUAAUAGGAAUAUGAAAAAUUCAACUAGAUUUGAUCCAGGAAUGAGGAAGAGACACAAUAGGAGGACAUCUGAUUCAGCUAAAGAUAAACAUUCAAACUCCAAGACACUCCAAGACAACAUAUCUGAUGUUAAGAAAAAGAAAGUAUCAGGAAAAUCAGAAAAGAAAAAGCUAGCAAAGCUAUUUAAUGAGAAAUUGUGUUUGUUAGAUUCACCACCCAGAAAACAGAAGAGGACUUCUAAAUCAGAAAGGGAAAAGCUUGCUGAAUUAUUUGGUGCCAAAGUCUCAUUGUCUAGUCCUAAGCAUGAGACACAGAUUGUAUCACCCAUAAAGGAUCAAGAGAACAGAGAUGUUACAUUAACAAAUCAGCACAAGGAAGAUUCAGCUGAACAGAAUAAACUGCAAGAAUUUUCACAUGGUCAACAGAAAAAGAAGAAAUCAAAGAGGAAGAAAAAUGAAGAAAAGUGGAAUAGUCCUAUCAAUGGAAAGAAUCUGACGGGAACAGAAUCAAAGGAAUUGAACCAGACAGGGGCAGCUGAUGAAUGUGAAAUGGGUCAUGAGGAUACACCCAGAGACACAUCUGGAUUCUGUCCACCUCCAGGAAUCGUCCACGAAUCUCUGAUGAAAGCAAAAGGGAAGUCAAGGAAAAAGACGUCCAUGGAUGUUGAGGGUGAGGAUGAAGAAGAGGAAACUCCGAGAAGAGAGAAAGCAGAACGUGACCCGAGUAAAGACUUCAGGACAGUGUUUGUGGGUAAUCUUCCUGUCAACACCAAUAAAAAGGGUCUUUACAAGUUAUUUAAGCAAUUUGGAUCCAUUGAGAGUGUUAGAUUACGCUGUGCACCCAGAUCCAACACAAAGUUACCUAAGAGGGCUGCUAUAAUCCUGAGAGACUUCCACCCAGAACGGGACAACAUUAGUGCUUACGUCUGCUUCAAGGAGGAAGACUGCGCUAAGAAGGCUCUGAAAAUGAAUGGAAAACUAGUUGAAAACCUUCACCUAAGAGUUGAUAUGUCAAACCAUGAUCCCAAGACGGAUUUUAAGCGCUCUAUCUUUGUUGGUAAUCUGCCACUAGACGUCAAGGAAGAAGACAUACGAAGUCAUUUUGUCAGCUGUGGAAAAAUUAGAAAUGUUCGAGUCAUUAGGGAUAACAAGUCAGGAGUUGGCAAGGGAAUCUGUUAUGUAACAUUCAAGUCCAAGGAUUCUGUGGCCCUGGCAAUGAAACUGAAAGGAACCGAGUUGUCUGGUCGUAAAGUGAGAAUCGAAUAUUUCACCAUGUUCAAGAAAAAUAAGAAGAGACCAGAAAUUUCUAAACCUCUGAACUUUGAGCACCGAGUCCACACAGGGUUUGACUCUGAGCAUGGGAAAUAUGUGGGUCUCCCCCCUCAGUGGAUGGGAAUUAUUAUUCCGGAGCAGCAGCAGGAACGACGGAAACCCAUGGUGGACCCCUCAACUAUCACAGACAUGGAAAUCCAACCCCUCAAGACAGUCAUCAGGGGAAGCUCUGCUCAGUUAAAUGGAUAUCAUGGAGGGAUUUCUGUGGCCAGGUCAAACUCCUUACGACAGAGCAGCCCCCCACAGCAGAGGAGGAGGUACGUUCCCGAUUCCAUGUACCCUGUCCCCGAGGCUCAACACGACCGGUCACCGAACCAAGACAGGAUUCCCCCAGGCUAUCCCACAAAUGGACGAGGGGACCCAAACUUUGACCAGUACCCAGGUGAUUAUCGACAGGAUCCUCGAUACCCUCCUCCCGACCACAGGAGAGAUAACAGAGACCCUAGAGGAUAUCGAGACCCGAGGGAUUACCAGCGGGAUCCCAGAGAAUACCAGCGGGAUCCUCGGGAUUACCCCAACAGAGGGCCCCCACCCCAGGGGUACAGGGACGGACACAUGAUGGAGCAUGAACGACGCUCCGAGGACUUCAGAGGUCCAAACGAUUCAUUCGAUCGAAGAGGAAACGAUUCAUUUGAUCGGAGAGGGAAUGAUUCCUUUGAUAGGAGGGGAAAUGACUCUUUCGACAGGAGAGGUCCGAAUGACAGUUUUGACCGAAGAGGUCACAAUGACUCUUUUGACAGAAGGCAGCCUAACAAUGACACUAUGGACCGGCGGGGUCCUAACGAUUCCUUUGAUCAUGAUAGGUCACGUGACCAGGAAAUGUCGUACCCACCUGCCAAAUAUAACCACAUGCCUCCGGGAAUGCCUCACGGGGGUAGGAGUCCUCCUAGGCACCCUGAAGAUUUCAGACAUAAUCAAAUCUCCAACGGGCCAGGUCCUAAUCGUCACCAAGGAAUGCAAGGUUUCAACAAGCAGCCCCUGCCUCAUCAUGAUAAUGUACCUCAUCCACAGCAGGGCUAUCAACAGGCACCUCCUAAAAUGGGGCCUCCUCAGCAAUCCCCCACCAAACCUCCUCCCAGCGGGUCAAUACCUGAACAACAGAGACUAUCACAUGAACAGUUCAGAGCAGCAUUACAAAUGGUGGUCAGCCCAGGAGAUCCGAGAGAGGACCUGGAUAACUUCAUUAAGAUCGGAGAAGGAUCGACGGGCAUUGUGUGUAUCGCUACCCAGACCAGCACGGGGGCCCAGGUGGCCGUGAAGAAGAUGGACCUCCGCAAACAACAGAGGAGGGAACUCCUGUUUAAUGAGGUGGUGAUCAUGAGGGACUAUCAUCAUCCAAACAUUGUAGACAUGUAUGACAGCUUCCUGGUGGGUGAUGAAUUAUGGGUAGUGAUGGAGUUCCUGGAAGGUGGUGCUCUGACAGACAUUGUAGUAAACCAGACAAGCAACAAGAUCGAUGAGAACCAGAUAGCCACGGUGUGUAAAGCCUGCCUGAAAGCUCUCUCCUUCCUCCACUCUAAUGGAGUCAUUCACCGCGACAUCAAAUCCGACUCCAUCUUACUCUCCCAGGAUGGGAAGGUAAAGCUAUCUGACUUUGGAUUCUGUGCACAAGUUACUCAAGAACUGCCUAAAAGAAAAUCCCUUGUGGGGACUCCGUAUUGGAUGGCACCAGAGGUCAUCUCAAGGCUACCAUACGGACCAGAGGUUGAUAUUUGGUCCUUGGGUAUUAUGGUGAUAGAGAUGAUUGAUGGGGAACCGCCAUUCUUCAACGAACCUCCCCUGCAGGCGAUGAGAAGGAUCCGAGACAUGCCACCACCAAAGCUCAAGAACGCACACAGAGUGUCGCCAAGGUUACAAGGCUUCCUGGAGCGUAUGUUGGUCCGUGACCCAGAUCAGAGAGCCACUGCGUUUGAAUUACUGCAGCACCCGUUCCUGAGGGGGGCAGAUAAGCCCUCCUGUCUUAUUCCCCUGAUGAAGACCUUCAGACACAGUCCUUGCUUGGUUGUAAAUGACUGGAUGGAAUGUAUUUCGAGGUCAUUCACUCAUACCAGGCCGGGCUGCAUUAGAUGUAAAGAUGGAGAUGUUGAAUGUUUAAACCUAUUAAUAAAAAGAGUUAUCUCCCCGAAAUCCGCAGUUUGGCUGAAGUCGGGCUCGGAAAUCGCCAAGAUGAAGCUGAAGGAAAACGUCCCCUUUUCGAUUACAGAAUUAUGGUCAACAAAAACAGAUUACAGAUUUAAUUGCUUGUGUCUAGGCACACUGUUUAGAGAAGCUGGAUUAAAUUUGGCCGUGGGUGGAGAGGAUGGUGUAAUAAGAGUGUACGAUCUGACAAAGGAUGGCGGAUACAAAUCUACACAGCUCUCCUUGGAGACAAAGAGUGGUCCAGUUCAGGCGAUGAAGAUUGAGGACAUCACUAAGUUUUACCACAAUGAUUUAGUGGCUGUCGACUCAUGUGGGAUGAUGACUGUGUUUUGUAAUCGUCAGAUUUUAUGUCGACAGAGCAUUACAGACAGCUGCCUCAACUGUCUCCAGAUUCAAAAAGAUAAAACUGGCAAUAUGGCCAUUGUACUUAGCAGUGACAGCGGUGUGGUAUGUGGAGUUCUUCCAUCCAAUGUGUUGUGGCGCAUCAAUCUGAACGACCUUAAGUUAAAUCAGGUGUGUAGUUCGACGUUGUCAGUAAAAUGUCAGUUGACAGUGAACCUGACUAAUGAACAUAGUCAGAGGUCUAGUUACGUCCUCGUAUCCGACAAUGACUGUCAACUGUAUGUCAUCCACCAAGGGGCUGUCGUCAUGGUGAUCAAAACUCCUAGCAUCAUCACAGCUAUGUGCAGUGGAAAUUUUGUAAAUACAGAGAAGCUACCAGUGACCUUGUCAACCACCUCAGGGUCAAGGUCAGGGGAACAAGUUGCUCUGGGGUCAGACACAGGGGCUCUCUUUAUUUUCCACAACUUUUCUAUAACAGAAUUCGCCAAUGCUCAGUAUCCUAUCACCAGCUUGAGUAAGCUCCCUUUCCCUGAUUUGGAACAGGAUCUUCUCUUGUGUGCUGGCUACUUCAACGAGCUGCUGAUCUACUCUGAUGGCAAGCUCCUGGACAAGUUUGCCGCGUCUGAUUGGAUCAGUGGUGUAGACACGGCCGACAUUGACGGUGACGGCGUACAGGAAGUAGUUUUUGGUUGCCUAGACAACACACUACAUUCCAUCAAGUUCUCCCCUCCCUAACUAGCCUCAAUAAAAACUUAUUUAUACAGAUGAAGA